CUAUGGCGGCGCCCGGUUCGGAGAUGGAGGCGGCGGGCGCGGCGGGGCCGGAGGAGCUGGUGUGCGCGCGGGGCCGGAACCGCAAGGCCGUCCUGUGCCAGCGCUGCAGCUCCCGCGUGCUUCUGCCUGGCACCGCCACCUUCACCCGCAGAGAGCUUUUCCUCCCUGCUAUGAAGAAAAAGACUGCACUGGUGGGUAACAGUGACUUGGAUGGGGAUGUCCUACAGGACCACUGGCUGGUUGAUGACAUGUUCUCUUUUGAAAAUGUUGGCUUCACCAAGGAUGUUGGAAAUAUAAAGUUCCUGAUCUGUGCAGACUGUGAAAUCGGUCCUAUUGGCUGGCACUGCUUGGAUGACAAAAAGAGUUUUUACGUGGCCUUGGACCGUGUGUCCCAUGAAUGAUGUGCUGGCUGGUGACCAAAAGAUCAAUGAUCUUCCUGUCGGCUGGUUCGGACAUGUUAUAGCUACUCGCCUCUCUAGCAAACUGAUGUCUACUUUGUAAUGCCAACAUGCAGCCUUGAAAACGGCUCAAGAAUGGUGCCCUGCCAUGUUGCAUUGAAAGAAGUGUCUGCUUAUAUUGUUUGUCAAGUGACUUACAACUCCCUUGAAUCCCUUCUUCCCCACUUAAUUCUUGCCCUGAGUCCUGUUCUUGUCUAAAAUCUUGCAGAUUACAUUGGUGUAAUUUGAAGCAAAUAUUCGCUUUAUUUAAUUAUUGAAUGAAAGAAUUUUUUUGAGAUAAACUGAACCAUCUAUCCCCUGUAAAAUGAGCAUAUUAAUGCAACUGGAAUAAUUCUUUUUUGUUGUUGCUUUUGGGCAGUAUCAUAUCCAGAGAAGUAUGGUUUUCUGCUAUAUUUUGGACCAAAGGGUGCAUACUUUUGACUUUAAUGUUUACAGACAUGACUGCUAUAUCUCUGUCAAUUGACAUUUUAUAAUUUCUAUCUUAUAAUGGUUAUUGAAAGCCAAGUCUUGGUUGCAGGACUUUUUAAAUGUGGGAAAAUAAAUCGAAGCUUUUGAGAGUGCAGAAAGAAAAGUACAAGAAAAGAAUGUCAUUGGAGGAGCUAACCUCCUAACCCUUUACAAAUAUUUGUAUUUAAUUAAAUGUAAACCAAGCUUUUCAAUUUGUAUGUUGUGAUCUUUCUAUAAAAUGUUGCCAGAGACAAUGAACCUAAUUAGCUAAUUAAAAACACAGCAAAUCUUGACAAAGAAAGAAUGCUUCAGUUGGAUUUACUUCUACUUCCCCGCAGAGGCCUUUUUUUAUCCAUUUUUUCAAUAACAGUGAUGGAUGGGAAAAGGGACAGGAGUACCUGUUGCCUUUGCUGAUGCUGGAGUGAGAAACGUGACCUUUCCUGCAAGGAGCUGAGCGGAACAGCCUGCCAAAAUGGGUAUAUACUUUGGAAACCUGGAGAGAGUAAGGCAUGUGAUCACCUACAGCAGGCAUCCCCAAAACUGCGGCCCUCCAGAUGUUUUGGCCUACAACUCCCAUGAUCCCUAGCUAACAGGACCAGUGGUCAGGGGUGAUGGGAAUUGUAGUCCAAAACAUCUGGAGGGCCGAAGUUUGGGGAUGCCUGACCUACAGCUUGUCUCCAUUUGAACAAAGAGCUUUCCCAAACUAGUUCUCCAAAGGAAUUCUUAAUGUCUGGAGGCGGUUCAGUUCACAGAUCUUGGGGGGGGGGGGUGCCUAUGUCAUCUAUUCCUGGGGAACCGAAGAAUUUGAACGUCUUAAAAGGAAGAACCCAGCUGACUAUGAGAAUGACGAAUAAUCUGACAGAUAACAAAGAAAA
This is a messenger RNA of Zootoca vivipara (common lizard), 1780 nucleotides long. It is a transcript of the gene RABIF, whose product is annotated as RAB interacting factor. Gene Ontology annotation, molecular function: zinc ion binding; guanyl-nucleotide exchange factor activity. Gene Ontology annotation, biological process: post-Golgi vesicle-mediated transport; small GTPase-mediated signal transduction. NCBI's taxonomy places the organism in Eukaryota, Metazoa, Chordata, Lepidosauria, Squamata, Lacertidae. Gene Ontology annotation, cellular component: membrane; cytosol. The record is from RefSeq and is a predicted model, not a curated record.